This is a messenger RNA of Theobroma umbraticum, 757 nucleotides long. RefSeq lists its product as uncharacterized. NCBI's taxonomy places the organism in Eukaryota, Viridiplantae, Streptophyta, Magnoliopsida, Malvales, Malvaceae. The record is from RefSeq and is a predicted model, not a curated record.
UAGUAGUCAAAAUGGUAUGGCCAUGGCCACUAAGACUCGAAAUUAAGCUACUCUACUUAAUUACCAAGACCCAAAAUUUGGUCAAAGUCUCCCAACCCCAUUUGUAGAAUCGAGUUGGAGACAGCCUUCCAAGAAAUACUAAGUCAAAAACGAGAAAAUUCCCAUCUAUAUAAGCUUAACAAAUCAAAAUGAACCAGGCAUGACCAGUUCAUCUCACCAACUGUAUACUCAAACUACCAACUCCACAAUAUGCAAUUGACUACCCCUGAGAAACAAACUACAGAAGGUUUAGAUAUUCCGGCGAAGCCCUCUACGGCGGGAGACUCGACGGAGGAGAAUCAGGGUCGUCGAAAGAGUUACAUGUCAUCGUCAUCAUCAUCUCCUAGACCCCGGCCGAGGUGUACAUGUUCAAACCAUCCAGGUUCUGUACCUUGUAGCAGGCAUGGUUACAUGGUGCCUAGGCAGAACAUGAGGAGUUACAGUGCUAACAAGGAGAUAUUGAGGAGGGCAUUAACACCACCAAAUCGUAAGAUGACACUUAGGUGGUGGAACUUCAGACCAACGCCAAGCCGGCUUUCUAACAUGUCUAUGGCAUAAGGGUCAGAAGCUUUCUUUCUUUUAUACCAGUUCUGACGGCAGGAAAUUUUUCUGAUCUUUGGAAGAAUAUAGAGAGUAUGUAAAUGAUUUAAUUGGAGGGUUAAACUUUUGGGUGAUACUGUAUAUCUUGUAAUGGAAUUUUGAGCCGUUUUUGUUGGUA